Messenger RNA from Suricata suricatta (meerkat), 4851 nucleotides. Its product is annotated as zinc finger protein 850-like. NCBI's taxonomy places the organism in Eukaryota, Metazoa, Chordata, Mammalia, Carnivora, Herpestidae. The record is from RefSeq and is a predicted model, not a curated record. The transcript has 10 exons. The coding region runs from base 167 to 3532 and encodes 1121 amino acids.
CCGCCGCAGGCGUGCGCGGGCUGUCGGGCUCCGCCGGAAGCGGCGCCAGCCUGGCGGGACUCGCCGGCACACGUCUGCCGGCGCCGAGGCCACCUUCCCCGAGCCCGGGAGUAUGUGCUGAAGGGUCACACAUUUGUUGCCCUCCUCUCUGACCAUCGGAGCUCAAAUGGCUACAGCGUCCCUUCCACCGGCUCCUGAGGAGACAGAGGGGCUCUUCAGAGUAAACGACAAAAAAUGGCCUGCCAAGGUUCAGGCAUCCGGCCCACAGUGGAGCAGCCCAAACAACCAGGAGGUAUUCCGCCAGCGCUUCCGGCAGUUCUGCUACCAGGAUUCCCCCGGGCCCCGCGAGGCGCUGCACCAGCUCCGGGAGCUGUGCCGCCAGUGGCUGAGCCCAGAAAUACACACCAAGGAGCAGAUCCUGGAGCUGCUGGUGCUGGAGCAGUUCCUGACCAUCCUGCCCGCGGAGCUCCAGGCCUGGGUGCGGGAGCAGCACCCGGAGAGCGGGGAGCAGGCGGUGGCCGCGCUGGAGGAUCUGGAAAAGGAGCUGGAUGAACCAGGCCAGCAGGUUUCAGCCCAGACCUGGGCACAGGAAGUGCUUUCUGAGACAUCGGUGCCUCUGGAUCCAGCUAAGGAAGCAACAUAUCUCCAGCCUCAACCCAUGGAGAUCCAGCCUAAAGAUGAUGUAAUCAGAAUUGAGAAAGGAGAAUCCAUUCAAAAGCAGGAGCUUACCAUAGAUAAGGAAUCUCGAAAAGAGUCAUCUGGCCAAAUCAAUGGAAAAGUCCCUCAAUGUGAAGAAACCCAAGAACAUGAAGGACGGACAAAGAGAUGCUCUUCAACCGAGAGAAGACACAAGUGUGAUGAGUGUGGGAGAAAAUUCACUCAAAAGUCAAGCUUCAUGAGACAUAAGAGAAUCCACACUGGAGACAGACCCUACCCAUGUAAUGUGUGCAGCAGAACGUUCAUCCAGGGUUCACAACUUAUUGACCAUCAGAGAAUACAUAACCAGUUAAAACCGUAUCAGUGUGACGAGUGUGGAAAAGCCUUUUAUUACAGUUCACACCUGGUUCAGCAUCAGAGGACCCACACUGGAGAAAAGCCUUUCCAGUGCGGCGAGUGUGGGAAGGCCUUUCACUACAGCUCUGGCCUUGUUCGGCACCAGAGGACCCACACGGGAGAGAAGCCCUACCAGUGCCACGUGUGCGGAAAGGCUUUCUACCUGAGCUCACACCUGAUCCAGCACCAGCGGGUGCACACUGGGGAGAAGCCGUACCGGUGCAGCGAGUGUGGGAAAAGCUUCAGCCAGAGCUCGGGCCUCUUCCAUCACCACAGGAUCCACAGCGGGGAGAAGCCCUAUGAGUGUGACAAGUGUGGAAAGGCCUUCAGCCACAGCUCGGCGCUCGUUGGGCACCAGCGAAUCCACAGUGGGGAGAGGCCGUAUGAGUGUGAUGUGUGCGGGAAGGCGUUCAGUUACAGCUCGCAUCUUCUGGGACACCGAAGGAUCCACACUGGGGAGAAGCCCUAUGAGUGCAACGUGUGCGGGAAAGCUUUCCGGCGGAGCUCACACCGCAGAGAAGUCCUGGUGACUCAGCAGUGGUGCAGACUUGUCCAUCCUGCUGGCUCCUGCCACGCCUCAGGGAAGGACAACCCCGUGACGGAGAAGUCAGGCAUUCUGCUUCCGAGAGACCGGCCUGGAAUCCGCCCCAGGGACGACUGUCCUCCAGCACGGUCCAGAAUGGCCGCAGCCCUGGGCCCCGAGGAGCCAAGAGGACUUGGAGUAGUGAAGGCGGGAGACCGUUACCGGGAACGGGACUCCGGCCCCCGCAAGAGGGAAGUCUUCCGGCAGCACUUCCGGAGGCUCUGCUACCGGGAUGCCCCCGGGCCCAGGGAGGCCCUCACCCGGCUGCGGGAGCUGUGCCGCCGGUGGCUGAGGCCGGAGUGCCACACCAAGGAGCAGAUUUUAGACCUGCUGGUGCUGGAGCAGUUUCUGAGCAUUCUUCCCAGGGACCUGCAGCGCUGGGUGCGGGCGCACCGUCCGAGCUCUGGGGAGGAGGCGGUGAGCGUCCUGGAGGAUCUGGAGCGGGAGCUGGAUGAGCCUCGGAAGCAGGUCCCAGCCAAUUCAGAAAGACAGGACACGCUCUUGGACACGUUGCCCCCAUUGGGGAGGCCCCAUGAGUCACUGACUGCCCAGCUCCAUCCCAAGAAGCUCCACGAGGAGCAGGACCUGGGGGACCCCCGGAGGAAUGAUGAUGAAAGCAGAACUAAGAAUGAAGUGUUGUCCCAGGAGGAAGAUACGCCCAAGGACACACAAUUCCUUGGCAAGACAAAUGACAGACUUGACAGGGACAUUGCUCAGCCUCCCGGGUCCAGAGAUGCUGGUGGGAGCAGGGGCGGAGUGGAGUGGCCGCAGAGGGGAAGAAGGCGCUACGCGUGUGAGGACUGCGGGAAGGGCUUCGGCCACAGCUCAGACCUCAGCAAGCACAGGAGGACUCACACUGGAGAGAAACCCUACAAGUGCGGCGAGUGUGGGAAAGCCUUCAUCCAGCGCUCACAUCUCCUCGGACACCACAGAGUGCACACUGGAGUGAAGCCCUAUAAGUGUGAGGAGUGCGGGAAGGAUUUUAGCGGCCGCACGGGCCUCGUUCAGCAUCAGAGAAUCCACACGGGUGAAAAGCCCUACGAGUGUGAGGAGUGCGGGAGGCCCUUCCGUGUGAGCUCGGCCCUUAUCCGGCAUCAGAGGAUUCACACAGCAGAGUCACGGCAUAAAUGUGACGAAUGUGGGAAGAGCUUUGCUCAGAGCUCAGGCCUUGUUCGCCACUGGAGAAUCCACACUGGGGAGAAACCCUAUCAAUGUAACGUGUGUGGGAAAGCCUUCAGUUAUAGGUCAGCCCUUCUGUCCCAUCAGGAUAUCCACAACAAAGUAAAGCGCUAUCACUGUAAGGAAUGUGGCAAAGCCUUCAGUCAAAACACAGGCCUCAUCCUGCACCAGAGAAUCCACACUGGGGAGAAGCCGUAUCAGUGCAAUCAGUGUGGGAAGGCUUUCAGUCAGAGUGCGGGCCUCAUUCUGCACCAGAGAAUCCACAGUGGGGAGAGACCCUAUGAAUGUAAUGAGUGUGGGAAAGCUUUCAGUCAUAGCUCUCACCUCAUUGGACAUCAGAGAAUCCACACAGGGGAGAAGCCCUAUGAGUGUGAGGAGUGUGGGAAAACCUUCAGGCGGAGCUCACACCUCAUUGGCCAUCAGAGAAGCCACACUGGGGAGAAACCCUACAAAUGCAAUGAGUGUGGGAGGGCCUUCAGUCAGAAGUCAGGCCUGAUUGAACAUCAGAGAAUCCACACUGGAGAAAGACCCUAUAAAUGUAAAGAAUGUGGGAAAGCCUUCAAUGGGAACACUGGCCUCAUACAGCACCUCAGAAUUCACACAGGGGAGAAGCCCUAUCAAUGUAUUGAGUGUGGGAAAGCCUUUAUUCAGAGGUCAAGUCUCAUUCGGCAUCAGAGAAUCCACAGUGGAGAAAAAUCUGAAUCCUCAGGAGUUUAGGAAAAAACUACAGUCCGAGUUUGGGCAUUAUUCAGCCUUAGCGAAUCCACAUGCUGCUGAGAGGACUUCCAGUGUAAGUAAAAAGGCAGAAACUUUGGCAUCACUACAGCCUGACCCCAGGGUCAGUAUCAGUAGCAAUGGCGGAGUUAGAAUCGCUCUUCGGUAGUUUGGGCUGGGGCCUUGACGCAGGCGGAUCAGCCUGGCCAUCUUGGGGGGCGUCUGUGGAGCAGAGCUCCUGAGGCCUAAUGCGUCCUUUAGAAACGAAAUAGUAUCUGAGCAAGUUGCUGGUGGUGGAGUCACUUAAUUUGUUUGUCGGGUGAGUAGCUGUAGGUUUGAGAGGGGCUCCUCCCGGUUCCUCCGCCUCUUCUGUCUCCUGUGAUCUUCUUCCCCUGGUGGUCUCCCUGCGGGCGCACCUGUCAUCCUGAUCCGACCUGAGGAGCAGACUCCCUGUGAGACUUCUAUUUGUAUUUAGCUUUCUGAGAACCUAGUUUUAGGGAAAUUUUUACAGACACAAUGUAUUUAUGCUUCAGUGUGCGUGUUAUUUUAUUCCAACGUUCCUGAUAGUGGAAAACCGUAUUCCCACGCAAACUCAGAAUGCUAUAUUUUUAACAGCACUCCAGCAUUUUUCUUCAUAUAUCACCUUCACUGACUCCCCUGAGUCAUUGAGCGUCCAUACGUGUCCUUCACCACCCCCACCCCCAGCACCUGUGUCGGCAAAAGAAGUGAUGUGUGUGGGCGUGAAGCAGAGAAGCUUUAUAAAUGCACAGCGGUGACCUGUCACAUACCUCACCUCACGGUUCCUCACUCUUCCGAAUUCUGGUGUGCUUCAUCCGUAAACCAGCGGAGGCGCAAUAUUGACUCUUGAUCACCGGGCACAGUCUUCUUUGAGGCUUUCCAUAUACCAGGGGAUAUUCUAGAAAGUUAGCGACGCUGUUUUAAGCAACGUGCCGGAGCCUGUGCAUCUGAACACGAUCUGCCCUUUAGGUUCGGUGGUCCGGGUCGCUCCAGAAGUGCUACCACUCCUCCCGACGUUUGGAAGACGUUUACUCUGGAAUCACCUCUCGUUUUUCACCGUUACCCACGUGUUCGCCAGACCUGGAAUUGAGUCACUUUUGGCUUUUUUCCCCCAAAGUCAGCUUCCAAAACAGGAAUUGAUUCCAUUAAUCCUAUUCGGAAGAACAUGCUGUACGUUCUAGAGACAACGCCAGGAGGAUUUGCACCACCUCACUGUUCUGAACAAGGGACAGCACUUGCUAAUCACGUUGAUUUGUGAUUGGUGUUUUUAAAAGCCAGUCAUAAAAUCUUUCAUUGUAAAGGUC